This is a messenger RNA of Aspergillus calidoustus, 474 nucleotides long. The record is from the annotation of a GenBank genome assembly. Lineage: Eukaryota; Fungi; Ascomycota; Eurotiomycetes; Eurotiales; Aspergillaceae.
AUGGUAACAAGCAUCCUAACCCUCAUCGCCGCGGUCCCCGCCUCCUCUGGCGUCACGUGCCUCCUUACCCUUCCCCUUAUAAUUGCGGGUAGUACAUUGCAACAUGUCGCGAGCCCAAAUUUGUUCAGUCCGAACCAGGAACUAACUGCUGAGGGCAUCUCAUCCCAGUCCCUUUUCUCAACCGAACUCGCCGCCCUCCCCAACAUCCCAGCCGUUCUAACCUACUAUCGCAAUAUUAUCCGCGAGCGAAUCACCGCUGUACACCAGUACGUCGGCGUCGCCGCGAUCGCGCGGGGGUUAGAGAUCCUCGAGAAAGUGUGGGCGACGUCAGAUUUGGGAUAUGCUGUCGGGGAGAUCUGGAAUGACGAAGAUACAGACGGAGACAUGGAGGAGAAAGGAGGAGAAAAAUGGAACGGUUUUGUGCUCUGGACGGACGUUAUGGUCGACGAGCGGUUGGAGACGAUUUUUGGCUGA